Messenger RNA from Nematolebias whitei (Rio pearlfish), 1611 nucleotides. Its product is annotated as potassium voltage-gated channel subfamily V member 2. The record is from RefSeq and is a predicted model, not a curated record. Bases 1 to 1611 code for a protein of 536 amino acids. Gene Ontology annotation, cellular component: membrane; voltage-gated potassium channel complex. Gene Ontology annotation, biological process: protein homooligomerization; potassium ion transmembrane transport. The transcript is spliced from 4 exons. Gene Ontology annotation, molecular function: delayed rectifier potassium channel activity. Lineage: Eukaryota; Metazoa; Chordata; Actinopteri; Cyprinodontiformes; Rivulidae.
AUGGCGAGCUUAAAGCCCAAGUUGAAAAUUCUGAAAAAGCGUCGCUCCAGCCUUUUUGCGAGCAUAAAACGAGACAUAAGCCUUUCCCAGAGCAUCGAAGAGGAAGAGUGUGAAUUUCCUUUUUCACAGGACAGCUCAAUUAAACCAUGGACUUCAAUGGACAACCUUGACACCCCUGCUGAGAAGAAAAAUCAGCUCAAAGACGCGCCAAACCCGAGGAGAUCAAACAUUGUCAACCUGAAUGUGGGUGGAAAGGUAUUUCACAUCCCCAGGCAUCUCGCACUCAGAUACCCAAAAACCAGAAUUGGAGUCCUUGCCAUGUGCGAUGAUCCCGUUAAGCGUCAGACGCUCUGUGACGACUAUAAUGUUCAGAACAACGAGUUCUUCUUUGACAGGGACCCCAUGUUUUUCCACUACAUAUUUCACUUCUACUGCAGCAGUGUCCUUUGGGUGAUGGACAGCCUCUGUUCUAUCAGCUUUGAGGAAGAGAUGUCAUUCUGGGGGCUCAGACUGAAGGACACUCCAAGGUGCUGUCGCAUUUUGUUUGAAGAAAAAGUGGAUGACAUUCGAGAACAGCUGAAGGUUAACCAGGAGCUGCUUGAUGAGAUUAAACCUCACCAGGAUGACGAAGGCUACAAAACCAUGUUUCUCGGGGACUUUCGAAGGGCCCUUUGGAACUUGAUGGAGAACCCUUACUCAUCUCUGGCAGCCAAAUCGUUCGCUGUAUUCUCUAGUCUUUUUGUUCUUAUCUCCAUAGUUGCCAUGACAAUGAAUACGGUCAGUGAACUCCGGCAGUACAACGCUUCAGGCAAAACCUAUAUGGAGUGGGUGGAGGUCGCUUCAAUCUUGUUCUUCACGCUAGAAUACUUUUUGCGGCUUGCCACCACGUCUAACAUCAAACAUUUUGUGAAAAGUGCUCUGAACUUUGUUGAUGUGGUGGCUGUUAUGCCAUACUUCAUCCAGAUCAUCUUUGAAACGUUUGUUAUAGAUAGUGAAGAUGCCAAUGCACAGGAAGACCUGAAGGCCAUGUCCAGGGUCAGUAAAGUCAGCAAAGUGCUCAAAGUCAUCAAGCUGAUGCGGAUCUUCCGUAUCCUAAAACUCGCCCGUCACUCCACAGGCAUGAGGGCAUUUGGAUUCACCAUUCGCCAGUGUUCUGAACAGGUGUGCUGUCUGUUUCUGUUCAUCGCCAUGGGCAUCUUCACCUUCUCUGCCUUGAUGCAUUCUGUGGAGGUGGACCAGCCUGGGACACCAUUCAGCAGCAUACCAGAUGCCUGGUGGUGGGCUGCGGUGAGCAUCUCUACGGUUGGUUACGGAGACGUCGUCCCUAUCUCCUACCUCGGCCGCUGUGUGGCAUUUAGCUGCAUCUCUUUUGGUAUCAUCCUCAAUGGGAUGCCCAUCUCCAUUCUGUUCAACAAGUUCUCUGACUACUACGCUAAACUGAAGGAGCAGGAGUACACAUUUUCAAACACUGAGCGCACCUUCCAGCUUCAGAAGCGUCUGAGGCGCAAAUUUGACCGCUGCUUUGAACCUCCGCCAGAAGAACCUGAUGAUGAGAUUUACUUUCGACCCAGUGGAAGACAUUCUGACUCUGACUAUGACCUUGAACAAUGA